This is a messenger RNA of Fraxinus pennsylvanica, 2220 nucleotides long. Lineage: Eukaryota; Viridiplantae; Streptophyta; Magnoliopsida; Lamiales; Oleaceae. The record is from the annotation of a GenBank genome assembly.
AUGCAAAUUCGAAAUGUUCCAUCAAACUUCAAUAUCAAAUCCCAAUUUCAAAAUCUUUUUGAUAAUUUCUUGCUUUGCAUGACCAAAGGUCCAAAGCACAGUAAAAUCAAGAUUCGUUUGCAUCACAAUUCACAAAUAACAUUGUUGGGCUAUAAUCUGAUCGAACCCACCUUCUUUAUCUUUUGGAGCUCUAAAUCAGAGAAAGGAGAGCAGUUCAAGUUUGAAGAACCACAGUCGCCUGAAUCACUGGCCACAAGAGAUUUCUCUGCAAGUGGCCUUUCUUCAAUAACUGGAAAUUUGGACUGGGAAUCCAAACUUGAAGAUGCUCAAGUGGAUGAAGCUGAAUCCACAUUGAAAGAGGCACUUUCCUUGAAUUAUGAGGAAGCUAGAGCAUUGCUGGGGAGGCUUGAAUACCAGAGGGGUAAUUUUGAUGCUGCCCUUCAAGUGUUUCAAGGGAUUGACAUUAGGACUUUAUCGUCAAGGAUGUCGAGUGCUAUUGCUGAGAGAACUCAAUCACGAAAGCGUUCCAAAGGGGAAAAUGUACUUGCGGCUGGGAUGUCACUGCACUCAGUGAGUCUACUUCUCGAAGCAAUUCUACUUAAAGCGAAAUCAUUGGAGGAGCUUGGCCGAGUCAAAGAGGCAGCAAGGGAGUGUAAAAUGAUUUUGGAUAUAGUUGAAUCAGCUUUUCCUUAUGGUAUACGAGAGAGUAUUAAUGAAGACUUGAAGUUGCUUGAGAUGUUUCACAAAGCGCUCGAGUUGCUUCCCAAGCUAUGGAUACAAUCCGGCUUUCUAGACGAAGCUAUUACUGCCUACCGUAGGGCUCUAGUCAAGCCAUGGUAUAUGGACGCCCAAAGAUUGGCUAAAGUACAGAAGGACUUGGCUACCCUGCUUCUCUAUGGAGGUGUUGAAGCUAGCCUUCCUUCUCAAUUUAAAGCAUGGGGACUGGCAUUUCCAACAAACAAUAUGGAGGAAUCAAUCCUUUUGCUGUUUAUCCUCGCGCAGAAGAUCCUAUAUGGUGAAAUAGAGUGGGAUCCAGAAGUUACGGACCAUUUGACUUUUGCACUCACAAUCUCUGGGCAAUUCGAAUCUUUGGCAGAUCACGUAGAGCAAAUUCUUCCCGGUAUAUAUAAUCGUGCUGAGAGGUGGUACUUUCUUGCACUUUGCUACUGUGCUGCAGGAGCAAAAUUAUGUGCUGAAGAUCCAAAGCAAGCUCGUCAAGGAAUGGAUUUUGCACGGAAAGUGAUUGAUGUUUCAAUAAACCAAAAUGAACACUUAUUAGGCCAAGCUCACGAGUUUCUUGGAGUCUGCUAUGGAAAUGCAGCAAGGAUGUCCAUUUCGGAUUCCAAGAGAAUUUCAUUUCAUAGUGAAUCAUUGAACUGGUUAAACCAUGCUUCUUCUAUUGACACAAAGGAUCCAGAGAUCAAGUUUAACCUUGCGUUAGAAAAUGCCAUUCAAAGGAACUUGGCUCCGGCCUUCGAUAACACAAUGCUGUAUUCAGACAUGAUGGCCGCAAGUUCAGAAAGAGGUUGGAAACUACUGGCUCUAAUCUUAUCUGCUGAGCAGAGAUUGAAAGAUGCUGAAGCCAUUGUUGAUCUUGCCUUAGAUGAAAGUGGAAGUAUUCACCAACUGGAACUUCUUAGGUUGAAAGCUGUCCUUCAGAUAGCUCAAAAACAGCCGAAGCAAGCCCUAGAGACCUAUCGGAUACUGCUAAUCUUGAUUCAAGCACAAAGAGAACGUUGUGAAAAGAACACAAAUUAUGAGGCACUAGCAGAAAGAAAAUUGGAAGUAGAAGCGUGGUUAGAUUUGGCAGGACUUUAUUCCGACCUGAAAUCAUGGCACGAUGCAGCCAUUUGUAUAGACAAAGCCAAGUUAACUGAAAUGUACUCCCAUCGUUGUUGGCACACAACAGCAAAACUUUUCGAAGUUCAAUCACAGUACAAGGAAGCAGUCAUUGCUUUAUCAGUUUCAUUGUCAAUAGAACCAGAUUACGUCCCAAGUAUUGUUUCAAGUGCUGAAGUAUUGUUAAAAAUGGGCAACCAGUCGGUCCCUGCAGCAAGAAGUUUAUUGAUGAAUGCACUGCGUUUAGAACCCACAAACCACGAUGCAUGGUUCAACCUCGGAUUGAUUUAUAAGAAGGAAGGUUCGAUCCAGCAAGCAGCAGACUGUUUGCAAGCUGCUCAUGAGCUCAAACUUUCUGCUCCAGUUCAAAGCUUCAAAUGA